Molecule: messenger RNA, 1569 nt
Organism: Mycena indigotica
Lineage: Eukaryota; Fungi; Basidiomycota; Agaricomycetes; Agaricales; Mycenaceae
Exons: 1
Coding region: 436-1569 (377 amino acids)
Source: RefSeq, a predicted model, not a curated record
CCAAUUCUCAUCUCAACACUCAUCUUCCGUCAAGACUCGCUUUCCGACCACGACCUCCUAAGGCUCGCGAAAGUCUGUCGCCUGUUUAAUGGGGUCGCUAUCCAUGCUGCUCGACGUUUGGCGGGUAUAUCUCUCGCAGACCAAGAGCUGACCAUCUCUCCAUUCCUUCUCCGCAUAUUCUACCUUUCCUUCGUUGGCUUGACCGCUCCCCGAAUCCGCAUCGACUUGAAACCGCCGGCGGAGACCAUACAACAAAACCUGCGUUUGCUCCACAGCCUCAUAAAAAAGUCGCCCGGCCUCGAGCGAAUUGACAUCGACUUCGGUUGCGAUCUGUUUGGCGCUCUGUUGGACAACCCCGAUACGAAAGUUAAUGCCAAAACACUUCUUGCGCAGUGCACUUCGGUCAUCGCGAUUUCCCUCCGAAAAACUCGAAAAAUGCCGCAAAUGGAUCGAGUUGUGGUUUUUACCCCGAUGGAUGCAUUUAGCUGUGAUCCGGAAUCCGUGUCGUCGUGGAACCUUCAUCUUCAUGCUUCACAAUUUUCAUCACCCGACGCAGUGUCGCCCUCGGACUCAUUCUACCGCUCGUUUCUUUCUCAGCGGCUGGGGAACGGCGGCAGCACGAAGGCGAGACUAUAUGGUGGACAACAGACUUAUGUCUCAGGCCUGAAGAAGAUGAAUUCGAUCUGCAUCGAACUCCGAGUCAACGCUCGCAGUCCCAUUGGCGCAUAUAUCCCCUUUGUCAUCUUCAAUCGAGCGAGCAUCUCCAGUGUCUCUUUGUUUGCUCCCGGAUCAAAAUCGCUCCAAGAUGAUGGCACUAUGAUGGCAAUUCUGAGCAAUGUCUACCUCCCGGGCCUUCGAAGCCUCACCAUCUUUUUCAACUUCGCUCAUAUGGUCCUACUCCGCGAGUUCCUUGCCCGCCACCCACUCAUACGCACCCUCAUGUUGUCUGACUGUGGUAUCUCUUCCGAAUUCCAAGGCGUCCGUUUUGCGACCCCCGUGUUCCCGUCUCUCUCCCAUCCUGGGAUCACCAAAAUAACAAUAUCAUGUUAUGGCGAUCGGGACUAUAUGCCUACACUGCUCUCUGACCUGAAGGACUCCCCCAAGUUGGCGGAGCUCGACUACUCCCUCACAAAUCGGCCUUCCAAAAGUCUCUUGCAGCAGUUGGUCAAGGACCUCAAGAUCAUCGCAGGUCUUCCUCGGCCAGUGACGUUGACCCUGUGUUCUCGGACCCAAAGGAACCCAUUUGUGCCGUCGAAGGGUGUAAAAAGACCGUAUUGGUAUACCCAUAAACAAGUGCGAGCUGUCGCGCGGUCGUUGCAUCCCAUUGACAAACUUUGCAUUACUGUGAACUCGGUGCAGGAGGCGCGAAGGAUAUUGUCUUUCGCUGAAUACCUCCCCGCGCUAACCUCACUCCGAUUUAUUGUUUACCGACCCGAUCCAAUGUUGAAGCUGGCGCCGCCCUCAGAUGAUGAAGCCGAGGUCAUAUCACGUGACGACGCCCCAGUCUUUGCGGAAGAGUUCAGAACUAGGUUGGGUGGGGGAGUGCUUGUUGACGUGGAUAUUUACUGA